UAUAUUCCUAUACUUGUUCAACAAAUUGAUUUUGCUUGCAUAAUUAUAAUCGUAAAUAUUUAAUUAUGGGAACAAAAAGUGCAAAUGCACAGAGUAGGAAAAAUUUGCGGCUUUUGCAAGCAAAGUGAAGCAAAACAUGUAUUCUGUGGUGCGAGUUACAUUUGAAUUGUAAUUUUUUGUCAACAGAGAUUUAUUUUAAAAUGGAUGUGAAUUUGAAAUUGAAAGAAUUUAACAUAAGUGUGCCCUGGGGUCAUAUAGCUGUGAAGUCUUGGGGAAAUGAGAGCCACUUUCCGAUUUUAGCCAUUCACGGAAUUCAAGACAAUGCUGGAAGUUUUGAUCAAUUGGUUUCCCUCCUUCCGCAAACUUAUAACUAUGUGUGUAUAGAUCUUCCAAGCCAUGGUAGAUCCAGUCGAUUUACUGAACACAUUCCGAUACACCUUUGGAACUUUGUGUUAGCUUUGAAAUUUGUAACUGAUCAUUUUAAUUGGGAUAAGUUUAUUUUAAUGGGUCAUAGUCUGGGUGCCCACAUAGCCCUUCAGUUUGCAAUAGUUUUUCCCGAAAAAGUGGAAAAAUUAAUACUUUUAGAUAUAAUAUCACUUCUGGCAGUCGAGCCUGAUAAGUUUGUAAGUCAUUUGUGCGAUCGUUACGAAAAAAUUUUGGAAGAAAAUAGGCAGAUAUCAAAUAAACCUGUCGAUACUCUCGAUGACGCAUUACAUGAGUUAAAUAAACAGAGAGUUCUCUUUCCUCUAAAGAAGAAGGCAGCAGAAAUGAUAUUACCAAGAAGUGUGGUGGAGUGUCCCAUCCUAAUUCUCUUAUCUACAGAAAAUGGAUGGAAUUGGCCUAAAGAUAUUCUACAGGCAUUUCAAAAGCAACGGAAUAUUAAGAUCCAAUGGCUUUCUGGCGAUCAUUACUUCCAUAUUGUUGGUGCUAAAAGUAUUGCGUUGGUUAUUGGCAAUUAUUUAGGUCUGUCAAAAAGUAAAAUAUAGACAAGUAAAUUUAUACCAAAGGGAUAAUAAACAUCUUAACUGUUAA
This is a messenger RNA of Cylas formicarius (sweet potato weevil), 1032 nucleotides long. Its product is annotated as serine hydrolase-like protein. The record is from RefSeq and is a predicted model, not a curated record. The transcript is spliced from 3 exons. The coding region runs from base 201 to 986 and encodes 261 amino acids. Lineage: Eukaryota; Metazoa; Arthropoda; Insecta; Coleoptera; Brentidae.